CAGAACCUUUUUUACUGUGGCGAAAGCCAGCUGUUAAGUGACCCGGAGUUGACCCAGAGCGGCCGCUUAGCAAGGAUAGCUGACUGGCAACGGAAGGAAGCCCGCGUUGAGACCGCACGUGGACUCUCCAUCCAUCCACAUCUGCGAUGGUCCGUGGUGCUCGAAUGAGUUGACGACAAAACAGGACUAUUCGGGACUUGCCGCAAUCUGCGCCACUCAAAACUCCGUACUUUUCAGUGCCUCAUACGCGCUCAACGUGUCCCCAAACACUUAUAUGACCACUCCUGAGCCUAUGGGAAGGGGUUUCCCAUCAGGGCCGGCAAUGCAAUGGUAUAAAUGUCCCGGGGGUGCCCUGCUGUCCAACAGAUAGAUUAUCGCACCCAUGGACAAGGUAGCAGAACUCCAGCAGAAAGACGUCCCAGAGAUCUUGUUCCCCACUGUGGGCAUCUUCUUACCCCUCCUCGAGGCCAAGAGAGAGAAAAUACUUGCAACGAGCAAGAGGACGUUCCAGUAUGGCGCAACAGAGAGACACAAGCUUGAUAUCUACUACCCAUCAGCUACAUCUACACCAUCAAAGAGCCCCCUUCUAUUCUUCAGCUACGGCGGAGGCUUCGACACCGGCGCUCGCGCCCUCCCCCCACCCGCAGACCUCGUCUACGCCAACCUUGGAUCCUACUUCUCCUCCCAAGGCUUCAUAACCAUCAUCCCGGACUACCGCCUCGUCCCCAGCGUCCAGCACCCCGGAGCAGCCCAGGACGUCCGCGAUGCCAUGCAAUGGGCCAUCGACAACCCCGAGAACCUCGCUUUCGGCGGAGCCACGGAACCCGAUCUCGACGCGCUCUUUGUCAUGGGCCACUCUGCGGGAGCUAUGAACGUGUUCACGAUUCUUAUCACACCCGAGUUGUAUUCGGCCACUUUACAUCCUAGGAUUAAGGGCGCGGUGUUGUUCGCUGGGGCGUAUACGUUUGAGGAGAUGCCUGGGUUUAUGACCGUUGCGGUGGAGCAGUACUAUGGGCCGGCUUCCGUGGAGCAGGUUAACGGGCACGAGCACAAGGGAAAACAUCAGAGGGAGAAGUUACCACUGGGUCUGCUGCAGGCGGCCACUGAGGAGAAGAUAACCUCCCUUCCUAGAUUACUGCUGGGCAUCGCCGAACGAGACCCUGACUCGCUGAUCGACGCCUCGAAGAAUUUCCAGUUGGCUUUGGAAGCCCGUGGUCUGACGUACGACAAAUUUGUCGCUGCAGGGCAUAAUCACAUCAGCGUGAAUUUCGCGGUUGGCACGGGGCAAGGCGAGGAGUGGGCUGAGGACGUUGUAAAAUGGAUUAGAUCGGUGUGAUAUGUGUGAAAUUAUGAAAACUCUGCUUCGUUUUUUAAUACUUCUGUUCAAAUUCGAGUGUAACCUAUGUGAUGUGAAUUUUGCUUUUCAUCAGCUAGGAGUCCGACGGAGCCAUCCUUCCAGAAUCCCGAAACCUAAGAAAACGUGUCCUUAAUUACUCGACCAGCUUUCCAUCCAUUCUCCAUACUUGCCAGGCUAUAAUAAGAGCCAGUCGUUGGAAC
Desarmillaria tabescens is the source of this 1557-nucleotide messenger RNA. RefSeq names its product alpha/beta-hydrolase. The coding region runs from base 383 to 1336 and encodes 317 amino acids. The record is from RefSeq and is a predicted model, not a curated record. Gene Ontology annotation, molecular function: lipase activity. The transcript has 5 exons. NCBI's taxonomy places the organism in Eukaryota, Fungi, Basidiomycota, Agaricomycetes, Agaricales, Physalacriaceae.